CGCGGGGGUCCUGCGGCGGUUCACCCGGAAACCAACGCUAACGACCGAUGUUUGUUUUGCUAUAAUUAGCAGUAAUGCCUGCUGAACGCAAGCGCUCAGUAAACAUGGACGAGAAAGACGUUUCCACCUUCGCCGCCAACAAGGAGAAAGAGAAGGACAGGGAGGGCGAGAGGAGGCCGGCGUCGGCCCGGGACAAGGCCAAGGACGAGGCCAAGGUGAGCAGCGGCGGCGGCGGCAAAAAGGACGGCGGCAAGGAGGAGAAGAGGAAGCGCCUGGAGGAGGAGAAGAGGAAGAAGGAGGAGAAGGAGCGACGGAAGAAGGAGGAGGAGAAACAGAAAGCGGAGGAGGAGCAGAAGAAGAAGGAGGAGGAGGAGAAGAAGCAGCAGGAGGAGGAGGAGAGGAAGCUUCAGGAGGAGGAGGCCAAGCGGCAACGUGAGGAGGAGGCGGCGCUUCUGAAAGAGAAGGAGGAGGGCCACCAGCUGCACCAGGAGGCCUGGGAGCGCCACCAGUGCAGGAAGGAGCUGCGCAGCAGGAACCAGAACGCCCAGGACGGCCGCCCGGAGGAGGCCUUCUUCAGCCGGCUGGACUCCAACCUGAAGAAGAACACGGCGUUCGUGAAGAAGCUCCGCACGCUGACGGAGCAGCAGCGCGACUCGCUCUCCAACGACUUCGCCUCCCUCAACCUCAGCAAGUACAUCGGCGAGGCAGUGAGCUCCGUGGUGGAGGCCAAGCUGAAGAUCUCCGACGUGGGCUGCGCCGUCCACCUGUGCUCGCUCUUCCACCAGCGCUACGCCGAGUUCGCGCCGCUGCUGCUGCAGGCGUGGAAGCGGCACUUCGAGGCGCGGAAGGAGGACAAGGCGCCCAACGUGAGCAAGCUGCGCACCGACCUGCGCUUCAUCGCCGAGCUCACCAUCGUCGGCCUCUUCACGGACAAGGAGGGGCUGUCGCUCAUCUACGAGCAGCUGAAGAGCAUCAUCGGGACGGACCGCGAGACGCACACCCACGUGUCCGUGGUCAUCAGCUUCUGUAAGCACUGCGGCGACGACAUCGCCGGCCUGGUGCCGCGCAAGGUCAAGCUGGCGGCGGAGAAGUUCGCGCUCACCUUCCCCCCGAGUGAAAUCAUCAGCACGGAGAAGCAGCAGCCGUUCCAGAACCUGCUCAGGGAAUAUUUCACCUCCCUCACCAAACACCUGAAGAAGGACCACAGGGAGCUGCAGAACAUCGAGCGGCAGAACAGGCGCAUCCUUCAUUCCAAAGGCGAGCUGAGCGAGGACAGACACAAGCAGUAUGAGGAGUUUGCCACUUCCUACCAGAAGCUGUUGGCCAACACUCAGUCUCUGGCCGACCUGCUGGACGAAAACAUGCCGGAGCUGCCUCAGGACAAGACGGUGCAGGAGGAGCACGGCCCCGGCAUCGACAUAUUCACCCCCGGCAAACCCGGGGAGUACGACCUGGAGGGAGGGAUCUGGGAGGACGAGGACGCUCGGAACUUCUACGAGAACCUGGUGGACCUGAAGGCCUUCGUCCCCGCCAUCCUCUUCAAGGACAACGAGAAGAGCGGCCAAGGCAAAGACAAGGACGACGCCAAAGAGGGGAAGGACGCGACGAGCGCGACGGAGGAGCUGGAGCUGGAGCUGGAGGCUCUGGACAUCGCGGACGAACCGCUGGAGCUGGAAGGACCGGACGAGGCGGAGAACGAAGAGCUGGCGAAGAAGCUGCUGGACGAGCAGGAACAAGAGGACGAGGAGGCAAACACCGGGUCACACCUGAAGCUCAUCGUGGACGCGUUCAUCCAGCAGCUUCCCAACUGUGUGAACAGAGACCUCAUAGACAAGGCCGCCAUGGAUUUCUGCAUGAACAUGAACACCAAGUCCAACAGGAGGAAGCUGGUCCGAGCCCUGUUCACUGUCCCCAGGCAGAGGUUGGAUCUUCUGCCCUUCUACUCUCGCCUGGUGGCGACUCUGCACCCGUGCAUGUCGGACGUGGCCGAGGACCUGUGCUCGAUGCUGAAGGGAGACUUCAGGUUUCACAUCAGGAAGAAGGACCAGAUCAACAUCGAGACCAAGAAUAAAACGGUGCGGUUCAUCGGGGAACUGGCCAAGUUCAAGAUGUUUUCCAAAACGGACACGCUUCACUGUCUGAAGAUGCUGCUGUCUGACUUCACCCACCACCACAUAGAGAUGGCCUGUACGCUGCUGGAGACCUGCGGCCGCUUCCUCUUCAGGUCGCCCGACUCUCACCUGCGCACCAGCGUCCUGCUGGAACAAAUGAUGCGUAAGAAGCAGGCGCAGCACCUGGACGCCCGCUACGUGACCAUGGUGGAGAACGCCUACUACUACUGCAACCCGCCGCCCAUGGAGAAGACGGUGAAGAAGAAGCGGCCGCCGCUGCAGGAGUACAUCCGCAAGCUGCUGUACAAGGACCUGUCCAAGGUCACCACGGAGAAGGUGCUGAGGCAGAUGCGCAAGCUGCCGUGGCAGGACCCCGAGGCCAAGGGCUACCUCAUCUGCUGCAUGGUCAACAUCUGGAACGUCAAGUACAACAGCAUCCACUGCGUGGCCAACCUGCUGGCCGGCCUGGUGGCCUACCAGGAGGACGUGGGCAUCCACGUGGUGGACGGGGUGCUGGAGGACAUCCGGCUGGGGAUGGAGGUCAACCAGCCCAAGUUCAACCAGCGGCGCAUCAGCAGCGCCAAGUUCCUGGGCGAGCUCUACAACUACCGCAUGGUGGAGUCGGCCGUCAUCUUCCGCACCCUCUUCUCCUUCAUCUCGUUCGGGGUGAACCAGGACGGCAGCGCCAGCCCCCUGGACCCGCCCGAGCACCUGUUCCGCAUCCGCCUGGUCUGCACGCUGCUCGACACCUGCGGCCAGUACUUCGACCGCGGCUCCAGCAAGAGGAAGCUCGACUGUUUCCUCAUCUACUUCCAGAGGUACAUCUGGUGGAAGAAGAGCCUGGACGUGUGGACCAAAGAUCACCCGUUCCCCAUCGACAUCGACUACAUGAUCAGCGACACGCUGGAGCUGCUCCGGCCCAAGAUGAGGCUGAGCUGCUCCAUGGACGAGGCCACCAAGCAAGUCACCGACCUGGAGAGGGAGGUGCUCGUCAAGCUCGGUCUGGCCAUGGAGAAGGACGGACGCUCCAGCGCCAUGAGCGAGGGCGAAGGUCUGGACGAGGAGGACGAUGACGACGAGGAGGAGGGAGGAGCCGAGACCGAGGAGCAGUCGGGCAACGAGAGCGAGAUGAACGAGCAGGAGGAGGACGACGGGUCAGAGAACGAGGAGGAGGAGCGGGAGGAGGAGGAGGAGGAGAACACAGACUAUCUGACCGACUCCAACAAAGAAAACGAGACGGACGAGGAAAAUAACGAGGUGACGAUCCGGGGAGGAGGCCUGAAACACGUGGCUUGUGCCGAGGACGAGGACUUUAUUCAGGCCCUGGACAAGAUGAUGCUGGAGAACCUGCAGCAGCGGAGCAGUGAAGCGGUGAAGGUGCAUCAGCUGGACGUGGCCAUUCCUCUGCAGCUCAAGAGUCAGCUGAAGAAAGGAGGCUCAGGGCAACAAUGCAUCGGGGACGGAGAGUCCGACAUCUCCGACACGAUGCAGUUCGUCAUGUUGACUCGCAAAGGAAACAAGCAACAGUACAAGAUCUUGAACGUGCCUCUGUCCUCACACUUGGCUGCGAAUCACUUCAACCAGCAACAGGCGGAGCAGGAGGAGCGCAUGAGGAUGAAGAAACUGACCCUGGACAUCAACGAGCGGCAGGAGCAGGAGGAUUAUCAGGAGAUGAUGCAGUCGCUGGCUCAGCGUCCGGCUCCGGCAAACACCAACCGGGAGCGCCGGCCUCGCUACCAGCACCCGAAAGGCGCCCCGAACGCAGACCUGAUCUUCAAGACCGGAGGAAGGAGACGCUGAUUGGAGUCCUGGUCCUGGGCUGAACGAGCGAGCGAGCGAGCAAGAGAGAGAAUGAACGAGCAAAAGAGAGAGAGAGAGUAAGCGAGAAGAUCGGAAACCGGUCGAAAAAUCGGGAGUCGUGAGUCGUGACGCCCUCUGACGUCGGAACAGACCAAACACCCAUGACCUGAACACUCACUACUAAACCCGCCCCCCCCCCAACAACGCUGAGGGGCCCGGAGGCAAAACCAAACCAGGAGCUGGGAGGAGGAGGAGGAGCAGGAGGAGGCGGGGGGGUGGAGGUCAGAGGUCAGGGUCUCAGACGAUGAGGUGACUCUCUUUCUUUUUUGUCUGUUAACAAAACCGUCUGGACCAGAGAACGAACUGCAAACACCUGAGACGACGGAGGCGGGGUUGGAGGCGGAGUUGGAGGCGGGACCAUUGGCUCGCCUCCCGCCCACCCACCCACCACGGGGGGGGGGGGAGGAGGAGGAAACUCACAUUUAGGAGUUAAAAACCUAGCGAGUGCACGGGAUUAAUGGUUUUUGCUUUUAUUCAGUUUCAGUUUUUUUUCUUUUUUUUGUUGGGACUCUUAACGCGAGGAAACGUUCGGACGGCGAAGAACAAAAACCUGCAGCGUUGCCACGGCGACGCAGAGGACGAACUCGAAUCACGUAGACGACGACGCCGUGCAGCUCCUGUCCUAGAGGACGUGUUGAUUUAAACCUGUGCGAUUAUCGGAUAAUUUUCUUUUCUUUUUUUUUUUUGGCAGAUUAGUCGGUGGUUGUUUAAAGAUGUUCUACCUGUUUGACGUGAGAACUUUAAACUGUUUCCUGUUUUAAUUAAUGUCAAAGAAAAGAAAAAAAAGCAACAAAUCUAAACGUCUUUUCCUUGAAAAGUCACUGAAAUCAGUGAAACUGAUGAGUUUUCGUUGGCCGAUCGUUGCAGCUGCUGUCGUUUCUGAGUUUGUCGCUUGUCUUUCUGCUGGUUUAUUAAAACCCACCAGUUUCAUGACACUUUAUUUCAUGGUUUCAGUCUAAUUUAAUGUUUAAUUACGAUAAACAGAGUCGGUCGUUUGACUUUAGGUAGAAGCUAUUUGAUGGUAACUUUAAAUGAAGUAUGAAAUCAUUCCUCGGUUCUGCUGCAUCGAUUUCAGAUGUGACUUAGUUUUUUUAACAGAAUCCACCCAUAAAUAAUUGACCUGGAAGCCUGUGGUCAUGGAGGAGAUGAUCCAGUUGAUGCAGAGCUGUUGUUUUAUUCCCGCCACGUUACCAUUGGCGCUAAAAUAAAGCAGCAACAUUUAUAAAAACGUGAGCUACGCUAACAUCAACAAAAGGGCUCUUUGUUAGCAGCAAGAUGAUCUGAAGCAAGAAACAUCCGUGUUUUAUUCUCUCUGAAGAAAAAACUGCAACAUUUUAGUGAAAAAAAGAAACCAGUGCUAAUGCUAAUGCUAGCAGAAAAGCACAGAGAUUAAAAGGCGUUAUUUGACUUCUUAAAGAUUUUUCUUUACCAAUUUGCUCAUCUCGUCUCUGGAUUUGUUACUUUUUCACAGAGUUAGCCUAGCUUUACAGUUAUUAUGCUGAGCUAAAAUGUAACGUCUGCAGCCGUUAACUUAGCACAAGGUUUGAAUACUGAGAUAAACAGCUAGCUAACAUAAACAAUGAAGCUUAGAAUUGGUAAAAAGCUUUUGUUAAACUACUGAGAAGUUAGCCUUUGACAUUGAGAUGCGAUCAUCUGUGGAUUCUACACAGAGCUAGCCUAGCAUUUCACAGUCUUUAUGCUAAGCUAAAAUGUAACACUUGCAGCAGUUAGCUUAGUUUAGCACACCAAGAGGAACGGGUAGCUAAUAUAAAAAUGAAGCUCAGAAAGUUAACCAUUAAGCUUUAGAUGUUCUCAUCUGUGGAUUUGUUACUUUUACACAGAGCUAGCCUAGCUUUUCACAGUCUUUAUGCUAAGCUAAGAUUUAACGUCUGCAGCCGUUAGCUUAGCACAAAGAGUGGAAACGGAGAGAAACAGCUAGCUAACAUGAAAAGUGAAUUGUACAAAUAGUAAAAAGUUUGUUUUUGUUACUUCCACACAGAGCUAGCCUAGCAUUUUACAGUCUUUAUGCUAAGCUAAGCUAAGCUAACCGGCUGCAGACUGAGGCCAGUAGUAGAACGACAGCUACAAACACAUAAAAUAAACCUGAGACCAGAAAGCGUUCACAUUCACCAUUUACAUUUUCUAUCUAGCUUGAUGUGUUUGUUUUAUUAUUUUAAUUUUAUUUUAUUAAAAUUCAGCUUGAUUUGAUUUGAUUUGUGUAACGAGAUAAAACUUUAUAAUUUCAAUCUGUUUUGGACAAACCGUGUGCCUGAGAGUCUUUUAACUUAGAUGAGCCUCUAAAUGGAUAAAUAUACUCGUGUGUUCUGCUCGUUCUUUAUACUAAUAAUAAUAAUAGUUAUAAUAAAAAGCCACUUUAGUUUGUUUAGUGAAGAUACUAAUGAGUCUGUGUAGCUUUGUGUCUGACGCUGAAUAAAACUCGACCGCAGUCGGUGUCGCUGCAGCUCCGUGGAUGAGGUCAGUCGUGUGUUUGUGGCCUGUGUCGUGUUUUUCGUGUCGAGGGUGCGUCUGUUUGGAGAGCUCUAAUUACAAGGCAGCCAGCACAAGUAUUUGCUCAUUUCCUGCCCCGAGUUCUCCUGGAAACGCCGAAACGUUUCGGAGCGUUUUCUGAGAGCAGCCAUGUUAACCUGCUCAGCUUUACGUCCUUUCAUAAAACCUCGGUCAAGUUAGUGUGACGUGAAAACCUCAGCUUUGGAGUCUACAGAUAAAUGAUAAUAAAUAAAUGAACCCUUUGUGCUGCAGAGCAGCAGCUGUGUUAUCAGAUCAGACAAUUAACCAGUCCACCUUCAGCAUGUUUGACUUGUUGGCCUGUUAUCGUUACUCUCAAAUAUGUGAGUCAACGCGCUGCAGGAGGAAUCGGUUUAUUUUUAUUUAUAGUGCAUUUAACAAAACCCAAAAAAUUUUAAAAAAUCUGCCAAGUCACUUAUGUGACUUUAUUCACCACAAUUAGUUUUAUUAUAAAGAAAUAAAAAAGUAUUUUCAGACAUUUCUAUUUAUUUAUGAAAAAAAAAUUCAAUUAAUACAAAAAAGAUUUUAAUAAUCAGUUUAAUUUAAUCAGAAAAAUCUGCAAAAAACUAAACUGAAAACAUCACAAUCGAUACACAACUUGUCCACCAUGGUUUUAUUAUGACAUAAUGUAUAAAGAAUUAACUAUAUUUAAUGAAUUUUCUGCGAAAUCCACGAAAUGAAGCCAUUUUGGAAAAGGCUGCCAAAAGCUUCUGACUGCAGAGUUAAAUCCACCUGGAGUCCGAAGAAAAAAAAAAACUAGACUUUAGACAUGUUAGAUGAAUGUUUUGUGUGUUUGCAGAAUAUUUGCAGAAACUCGGUCCUUCUGACUCAUCAGGUGAAAUAAUGUUGAAGCCGAACGUCAGCAGCUUCUCCAGGAAUGAAAGACUCUCUGUUGGAGUCUUAUGUAACGCGCUGCACACGUCCUCCUGUCGCUGUAGCUCAUUUUUUCACUAAUCAUGUCCCAAAUGACAAAACUAAUUUACCUAGUAUUGAAUUAAUUUAAAAUAAAUCCAUCUAAAAUGUUCAGAAUAUUAUUUCUGUCGUCUACAGAAGAUAAAGUUUUAAAAUUUAUAGAUUUUCGAGACUUUACAGAACAGAUUGUAGAUUCAAGUUGGAGGAAAUGUCCAGGAAACAUGAGCGUUUUUGUACACGGUCGCAUAUUUAAAGGCUCUCAAAUGUAAAUGGUUAAUUAAUUAUAGAUAAAAUGUUCAUUUUUGUUGGAUGUUUGUUUGUUUUUACUGGAGAAGGAUCCUGAGUUCAUCCACCAUUUUCUUCUCAGGACGUCCAGACUUCAUGUUCCUAAUGUUCCUAAUUAACCGUCUGCAGCCAUUAGCUUAGCACAAGGAUUGAAAACCCAGCGAAACGGCUUCGCUAACAUAAAAAAAAAGAAGCAUACAAAUCGUUUUUUUUGUUGAGGUAGUGAGAAGUUAGCCUCUGGGGCUUAGAGUCACUCAUCUGUGGAUUUGUUACUUCUACACUGAGCUAGCUUAGCUUUUUACAGUCGCUAUGCUAAGCUAAGAUCUACCAUCUGCAGCUGUUAGCUUAGCUAAGCUUUCCUCAAAGACUGGAAACUGAGAGAAACAGCUAGCUAACAAAAAAUGAAGCGUACAAAUCGUAAAAAGUUUGUUAAACUAGUGAGAAGUUAGCGAGUGUUAGCUAGUUAGCCUUUCAUAGAGCUUUCCUCACUUCUCUAGUGGUUGUUGAGUGUUUUUCUUUACAUAAAAAAUUAAGCAUACAAUUUGUGAUGCUUUUCAGAGGCACCCGUCUCUGGGUUUGUUACUUUUGCACAGAGUUAGCCUAGCUUUUUAGUCUUUAUGCUAAGCUAAAAUGUAACAUCUGCAGCCGUUAGCGCUAGUUAGCUAGUUAGCCUUUCGUAGAGCGUUCCUCACUCGUCUGGUGGUUGUUAAGGUUUUCUUUGCAAUGGAAAUUAUCCUUAGAUCAUGCACUAUUGUUUUCUUCUCAUGACGUCCAGACUCGUUGUCCAUUAACUCUUUAUUCUGGUUUACUAAGAAAACUUUUUGACUUUCUGACUUCAGAUAAUAACUUUAGCAGAUAAUGACAUGGACAGAAUAACUGUAACUAGUCGACUUGAUGGGAUGUUUUUGAGGCAUAUUUUCUUCCUGACAUCAUCCACCACUGUUGUCUUUUGUUUUCCAGGGACGUCCAGGACUUUUUGUGUUGCAGAACUCAACAUAAAUCUAAUUUUCUACAAAAACAAACCCUUAAACCCUUUUUUUUACUUUUAACAAGCAUCUCACAUCUGGAAGUUUGAGCUCCUGGAAAUCUGGGACUUUGUUUAAAAAUGCUUCUGAUUCCUUUGCUCUCCCUCCAGUUUUGGUGUGAACGGCCUCGAGCUGAAGCCGAUUAAAGGCACAUUCAUUACGUAAUGUUUGAUAAACCACUAAAAGUUUCCACUCAGGUGAAACUCCAUUUGUCCACUCGUUUGGUUAAUCAUUAAACGGCACCGCCUCAUUCCUCACAUUCCACAGGGACGAAGAGAAGAAGAAGAAGAAGGAGAAGAAGGAGAAGGAGAAGAAGAAGGAGGCCGGCUGGUUCUGUUAUUAUUAUUGGGUUUAAUGAGUGAUCAACAUUAAGCAGAGUUACACACAGAAAGUUCUCCAGGGCUUUCGUUACUGAGCAGCAGCAGCUUUCACGUCCACGCUCAUCUCCCCAUGAACCAAGCACUAAUUCUUAUUAACAUUAUUCUUAUUAUUAUUGUUCUUAUUAAAUCUUUGUUCUGUGCGGAAAAAAACUUUCCACGAGAUCCUUCAAAAAUGAACUGUAGCUGGACUACAGCGAACCGGAGUCUGUAAACAAAAUUCACAAAAUAUACUUCAAGAUAAACUGUAGGUGAGCUACAGAGAACCGGAGUCCACAUAAAACACACACAAAAAACGCACAAACAUACAAACAGUUAAAUAAAACAAAGACAUGGAAUAAGAACGUGGAAGCAACAGCCAGCGUGUAUUUCUAGACGCUGCGGUUUUUGUGCUUGUGUUUUGUACAAUGUUGUGUUACCGCCCAUCCCUAAAGAGCAGUUUUUAAGUAUUCCCUCUGCGUAGUAAAUUAAAAAAAAAAAAAAAAAA
Mugil cephalus (flathead mullet) is the source of this 9583-nucleotide messenger RNA. RefSeq names its product UPF2 regulator of nonsense mediated mRNA decay (gene upf2). The transcript is spliced from 21 exons. The coding region runs from base 75 to 3911 and encodes 1278 amino acids. Gene Ontology annotation, biological process: nuclear-transcribed mRNA catabolic process, nonsense-mediated decay. Gene Ontology annotation, cellular component: exon-exon junction complex; cytoplasm. NCBI's taxonomy places the organism in Eukaryota, Metazoa, Chordata, Actinopteri, Mugiliformes, Mugilidae. The record is from RefSeq and is a predicted model, not a curated record. Gene Ontology annotation, molecular function: RNA binding; protein binding.